AUGUCUUUCCAGUUGCGGCAUUUUUCUGAUUAUGGCUUGCAGAUGGAGUCUAUAGAUAAUCUAUCAGUGUAUGAUUCUUCUUUUCUUGAACAGAUGACGGCAGUACCCAAGCUUCAAACUCGGUGCUUGCCAGUCACUGAUCCUGUCAAAGAAGCUGAAAUAAUCGAAAGUAUUGCAGCUGCUUAUUUUGUUGAAGAAGAUUUCGAUGCAACCAAUUAUGAAUUAAAGAAAUUGCUUAAUUUGGAAUUGUUACCUGAAGAUCUGAUGAGAGAGAUGGAUUUACUAAAGCGGCAACUUCAAGUUGUUUCGAAACGAAUUUCUUCAAUGAUUAUAGCCAAUUCCGUUUCCUAUUCAACGCAGUUAAAGAAUAUUGAUGGAAUUCAUGACGAUUUGACCAGUCUUAUACAAACUAUCGCUGAAAUAAGGAGAAAUAUAGGACUUAUUAAAUCAGAAAAUCGCAAUAAAUUGAAAAUACUUGCUAAUCAUCGAAAUAGAAAAUUUCUGCAUCGUUUAAAAUCAUCAUUAAAUGCGAUAAGAACUCUCUAUGAAACAGAAUUUCAACUGAAAGAUUUAAUACAAGAAGAAAAUUUUUUUGCUGCUAUAAGGUUAUAUAAUGAAGCAAGAAAAGCGGCAUUUACAUAUAACCAUUUUAAAUGUAUUAGAGAUUUAAUGGAAAAAUUAUCAGAAACAAUGCAUGAAAUAGAAUAUGGUUUGGAUAAUGCUCUUGCAUCACUCACCGUCAUUUUUGAUCCCGAUCGUUAUUCUUCAAUAUUUAGUGCUUAUGAAAUGUUAAAUAGAACUACGGAGGCUGCCACAAAAAUAAUAAAUUUUACACAUGCCACAAUAGAGAACUCGUCCAGAACUGUUAUUAGUAAUUUUCUGAUUCACAGAAUUGCUGAUAAUGAAUUGAAUAACUUGUCUUAUGAACAGUUGUGUGAAAAUGUAUGUACUGAUUCCACACUUGAUUGUGUUAGAGAACUGGGAUUUGUGGUAUGCAAAAUUUUGUUUACUUUUCAUUUAAUUAUGCGGUAUCACGUGGAUGACGAUGAGAGGUUACAAUGCACUGAUGAAAAUAAAGAUGAAAUUCGCUCCGCUCAGAAAAUUUUGCGUAACUCAGCACACUCCAUUUUUAAAACUGCUUGUAUGAAAUACAAUAUUUUACUAUGUUGUCAAGAUCUUUCCACCCUAAAUUUUGACCAUUUUUUAGAUAUUGUUGAUAUGUCUGCUCGAUUCCGGCAUUUUGGUCGUAAAUAUUUUGGAAACAGUUGCACCGAAGUAUCAGUUACUUUAGAGAAACAUAUACACCUUUAUUUCGGUAGAUAUCACCAUGAUAAAAUGGAGGAAUUGCGAAUGUUUUUGGAAAGUGAAGCCUUUGCUCCUUGCCCAUUACCUCAGCGAUUCACCAUUUUUGAUUUACAAGAGUUCGCAUUUUUAAAAGGAUCUUUGGAGUGUUGUGAUAAUAAUGACGAAACAAUUUUCGAUAUGAAUGAUGAGUUAAAUUUGGGUGAACAGCUUGAUUUCGAAGUAAUUGGUGAUUUUGUUCAAAACCCAUUUGCUACCGAAGCAGAUUCUUUUUCUUGUAGCAGAAAUAUGGCAAAUAUCAUCAGUAAUUUAGCGAUUCCUGAGUCGAAUGACGAUUGGUUACAAGAAAGUGAAAAUCAACUAAAUCCACCAAUAAUUUCCAAUGCGGCACUUAAUCUGCUUCGUUUUUUCGGUCGCUACAUUCGAAUGACAUUUAUGCUUGAUUCAGUAGCAGAGCAGGCAGUUGCUUCGAUCAUGCAAUUAUUUGAUUAUUUUUUUUAUUCGCUUUGCACAUUAUUUUCGGCGGAUUCUGAGGGGCUGAAUUUACGUUCGGAAAGGCUAACAAAAGUUCUAAGCAAAAUUGAGAAGGAUAUUAUAAUCGUCAGUUCAUCGACUACUGAAAUAAAACUGGGUUUAGCUCCAUGUACGCUAUCAAGCGCUAUACGUUUGUAUGAUUCGAAUUGUUUAUUUGCAUUAGCUGAGCGAAUCGUUUCUGUUCAGUCACUAGUAUUUAUUGCGAAGCAUUUGGAUAUUAUUCGCCCAGUUGUCGAAUCUUUAGUAAAAAAUGAUAUUAGGAUGUCGGAACUGAGAGAAUUCUAUUCUUCGAUUUUAAACUUAGUUAAUGACGCCGGAUGCAGCAUCUACAGUUGUGUUGCAGUUAAAGCCAUUAAUUAUCGACAACUCAUUGUUCGAGUAUCUUCGACAAGAUGGGAUUUGAAUGAAUUACAGUCUCAGCAUAGUGCUUAUGUUGAUUCUUUGCUUCAAGAUUUGGAAGCCUUCAAAAAACGAUUGGAAAUGAUAAAUGAAUAUUUGCCACUGUCGAAGGAUAUCAUUAAUACGGUUUGGGAUAUAGUUAUAAAUUGUUCCUUCAAGGCACUUGUUCAAGGAUAUAGUGAAUCGGGCAAGAAGUGUUCUAGCGAAGGCCGUGCAUUGAUGCAGUUGGAUUUGCAGCAGUUGAUCAGCAGGAUUGAACAAAUCUGCAACAUACAUCCAGUGCCGCACAAAGCCUAUGUUGAAAAUUAUAUUAAAGCUUAUUAUCUGCCAGAAAGUUCUUUCGAACAAUGGAUUCAACAGCACAGUAUGCCUGAGAGAUUGAGGGUGCCGGGAUUUGAGUAUCGAGAGCGACAGCCUUAUCGAUAA
Messenger RNA from Dracunculus medinensis (Guinea worm), 2661 nucleotides. NCBI's taxonomy places the organism in Eukaryota, Metazoa, Nematoda, Chromadorea, Rhabditida, Dracunculidae. The record is from the annotation of a GenBank genome assembly.